Symphalangus syndactylus (siamang) is the source of this 1431-nucleotide messenger RNA. RefSeq lists its product as uncharacterized. The record is from RefSeq and is a predicted model, not a curated record. NCBI's taxonomy places the organism in Eukaryota, Metazoa, Chordata, Mammalia, Primates, Hylobatidae.
AGCCGUGGAUUUCAGUCUGUACGCCCAGACGACUAAGAAGCUGCCGCCCGCCAGCGGGGAGGGGACUCGGCCGGGAGGUGGCCCCCGCAGCCCGGCGCCGCCGCGCGUCCCAUCCUCGAGACCACCGUCGCUCACGGAACAUCUGGCACGUGCCGUUGGUGCUGGGGUGCUGCGUGAGCGGGCCCUGCCUUCGGGAAGCUUCCAUAGGGGAGGAGGCGAUCGAUCAGACCACAGCAAACGAGCAAGUCGACCACAGUGGCCCAUGGAGGGGGAAUAGGAGCUGUGUUGCGUAGAAACAAGGAAAGCUUCCCGCCCGGUGUGCACGGAGAGCUAGAAAGUGUGACCAGAGUGUUCGGGGCAGGGACAAAACCCAGCUUCUGGUGUCUUCUGCAAGGGGAAGAAGCCUUGCGGUGGGAGCCAGGGGAAUCCCCGCGAAGAGGCGGCCCCGCACCUAUCCGGGGGCUGGGACGAAGGGUUUGGCUUCUCUAAUCGCAGCGGGAAGCUUUAAGCCAGAGCCACACAGAGCAUCCCUGUAGCUGCCGCAGGAGAGUGCCCGGGGGUCCCAGGAGGGCGAAAGCACCUUUGGGGCCGGGACAUUUCUUCUGCUCCCAUCACCCCCGCCCCAGCAGGGCGCCCCUGUGCAGGGAACAGCCAGCAAUCAGGGGACAGCGCCCCAGGCCCCGCUAGCGCCAGCACUGGCAGGAGGGACGCAUGGAGGCCGGACGGAACUGGGGAGGGGGCGCUGGCCAGGGCGGUCUCAGGCCCUCCCCACUAAAGCCAGCUCGGCCCAGGGCCUCCCUGCGCAGCCUAGCGCGCCUUGCCGGAGAGGCUCCUAGGACCGGAGGGGUAGCCGCUCUGAACCGGAAUGAUCUGGUUUGGAGCGGGUUGGCUCCCUCCCUGCUCCCCCGCCCACUGCUCUCCCUCUCCUUCAGCGACGGGCUGGUUUUUGCCGCAGUCCCUGACCAAGAAAACCCUUCCUGGGGGCAGCUCAGCCUGGGGACAACCACAGAAGUGGGACCUGGGCCCAAAGACAAGUGUCGCCUGAAACAGGCCACUGUUGUCCGGCUGCAGUAUGCUGGGAGGACCAGCUCCCGCUCCACCCUGCUCCCCCUGGGAGGAAGGCUGACCCCUGCGUGGCAGUGUGACUGCUGGAAAGGCCUCCUUGCUGCAGCUGUGAGUGUGAUGGGACAGCAGAGUCACUCCUGCAUGGGAUUCUAGGGCUGGGGGUCCCAGAGGGGUGGCCUCCGCCCCUCCUGGGGGCCAAGGACUGUCACCGUGUCACUACGGCACUCUCCAGCUGCUGACCAAAGCCCUUGCUUACCACAGCCCUGCCAUACUCCGGAUCUUUCCUCUGGAGCAACCUGAAGAGACUGCAGUGAGGCGUGGAAUUGGGAAGCUCUUCUGGUUUCAUUAAAAACUCGUUCCACCACA